AUGACCACAGUCACAGAGGAGAGGUCUCUGACACAAGCCACAACGUCCAGCAAUGAGUCGGCCACAGACGACCCUGAUCUCAAGAAGACGCCGUUCUACCCUGAGAUCGUGCAGAAGCUGCACCGCUUCUUCCGUCUGCAGACGUUCCGGAAGAACCAGCUUCAGGCUAUCACAGCAACAAUGGAGGGCAAGGACGUCUUCGUGCUAAUGCCGACCGGCGGAGGCAAGAGCCUGUGCUACCAGCUGCCGGCUAUCUGCGAAGGCGGCUCGACGAAGGGCGUCACCAUCAUCGUCUCCCCGCUGCUCGCCCUCAUGGAGGACCAGGUCGAGAACCUCACGCGUCGGGGUAUUGAGGCCCUCCAGUGGACAUCCGCCGACGCUAGAGACACACCCUCCUUGGACGUCAACCGCCGUAUGUACUCCAACAACCGCCCCCGCCUCCUCUACGUCACCCCAGAGAAGAUGCACAACAGCGGGCAGGCCAAGUCGCUGCUCUCUUACCUCCACGGCCGCGGCCUCAUAGCCCGCUUCGUCAUCGACGAGGCGCACUGCAUCUCCUCAUGGGGCCACGACUUCCGAUCCGCGUACCUCGCCCUCGGGCAGCUGCGCCAGACGUACCCGGGCGUGCCCAUCAUGGCGCUCACGGCGACCGCGACGCCGCGCGCGGCGGACGACAUCGUGAAGAACCUGCGUAUCGAGCGCUGCGUGCGACUCACGCAGUCCUUCAACCGCACCAACCUGCACUACUCGGUCGUGCCGAAGCAGAAGAUGUCGACCAUUGCGAAGUGGAUCAAUGAGACGCACCCUGGGGAGAGCGGUAUCAUCUACACGCUGAGCAAAAAGAAUGCGGAGGUUGGUGCGGAGCAGUUGCGGAAGGAAGGCGUCUCGGCGGAGUACUAUCACGCUGGGAUGACGGAUGAAGAUAGGAAGACGGUCUACAUGAACUGGAAGUCGAAUCGUACCCAGGUUAUGGUCGCGACGAUCGCCUUUGGUAUGGGCAUUGACAAAGCUGACGUUCGCUUCGUCAUUCAUCAUUCAAUUCCGAAAUCUCUGGAUGGCUACUACCAGGAAACCGGCCGUGCGGGCCGUGAUGGCCAGCCGUCGGAUUGCGUGCUGCACUACCAGUACAAGGACGCGAACACCAUCUUCAAGAUGAUCCGCGAACCCAAAGACCAGCCGCCCCUCCCACCUGCAGUCGUCCGGCGUCAAGAGGAGGCUCUCCGCGCUGUCAUCCUCUACUGCAACGACAUCUCGCAGUGUCGUCGCGUCCACAUCCUCCGCUUCUUCGGCGAGACCUUCGAGCAGAAGACCUGCAAGAAAAUGUGCGACAACUGCGCGAACCCGACGCCGCUCGAGGACCAGGACAUGACCGCCGAGGCACGCCACUUCCUGACAUUCGUGCAGGCCGUAACCCGCGACCGAGUGGACAUCACGCAGGAUAUGGCACUUGCUGCUAUGCGGGGCGCGAACACGAAGGCGCUGCAGGAUAAGGGCUUGACGCAGUUUCCGGGAUUCGCGGCUUGCAUCGCGCAGCCGAAGGAGCUGGUGGAGUUGCUGCUCGCUCGUCUUCUGUGCGACCAGAUGCUGGACGAGGUCAACAUACAGAACAACUCCGGCUUUAGCAACGCGUACCUUCGCGUGAGUACGCCGACUGGGGUCAUUGCUAAUAAAACUGACAAACAUACAGAUCGGCAAGGCCGCGAAGGACUUCAUGGACAACCCAGAUUCCGAGAUGAUCGUCUCCUGGCGCCCCAAACCCGGGAAGGCAGGCGAAAAGGCACCUCGCAAGCGGAAGGCGCCCGCCUCGCGCACCAACAGCAAGAAGCGCAAGGAGGACCCUCCUCCCCGGGCGGCGACUCCGCCCCCCGCGGAGAGAACGCUGAGCAUAUGGGAGGACGAGGACGAGAUCGACGACGACUACACCGAGGAGCCUGCGGGGACAAGCGAUGUCAUCGAGAUUGA
This is a messenger RNA of Schizophyllum commune H4-8, 1962 nucleotides long. Its product is annotated as ATP-dependent DNA helicase. Gene Ontology annotation, biological process: double-strand break repair via homologous recombination; DNA replication. The record is from RefSeq and is a predicted model, not a curated record. The transcript has 6 exons. Gene Ontology annotation, molecular function: four-way junction helicase activity; nucleic acid binding; ATP binding. Gene Ontology annotation, cellular component: nucleus; chromosome; cytoplasm. Lineage: Eukaryota; Fungi; Basidiomycota; Agaricomycetes; Agaricales; Schizophyllaceae. The coding region runs from base 1 to 1962 and encodes 653 amino acids.